Rattus rattus (black rat) is the source of this 2391-nucleotide messenger RNA. RefSeq names its product plastin 3 (gene Pls3). Gene Ontology annotation, cellular component: cytoplasm; actin filament bundle; actin filament. Lineage: Eukaryota; Metazoa; Chordata; Mammalia; Rodentia; Muridae. The record is from RefSeq and is a predicted model, not a curated record. Gene Ontology annotation, molecular function: calcium ion binding; actin filament binding. Gene Ontology annotation, biological process: actin filament network formation; actin filament bundle assembly.
GAGCGCUGGCUUUAGAAGCACAGCUGCAGAGAUUCCUAGGGGCAGAAGUUGUCUGAGAGCUUGGUCGGAAGCAGUAGGGCCAGAUCAGCGACUCUGCGACUUUUACAUCUUCACAUGGACGAGAUGGCAACCACUCAGAUUUCCAAAGAUGAGCUUGAUGAACUCAAAGAGGCCUUUGCAAAAGUUGAUCUCAACAGCAAUGGAUUCAUUUGCGACUAUGAACUUCAUGAGCUUUUCAAGGAAGCGAAUAUGCCAUUGCCCGGAUAUAAAGUGAGAGAAAUUACAAAACUCAUGCUGGAUGGCGACAGAAAUAAAGAUGGGAAGAUAAGCUUUAAUGAAUUUGUUUAUAUUUUCCAAGAGGUAAAGAGCAGUGACAUUGCUAAAACCUUCCGCAAAGCCAUCAACAGGAAAGAAGGGAUUUGUGCUCUGGGAGGAACUUCAGAGUUGUCCAGUGAAGGAACCCAGCAUUCCUACUCAGAGGAAGAAAAAUAUGCUUUCGUUAAUUGGAUAAACAAAGCUUUGGAAAAUGAUCCCGAUUGCAGACAUGUCAUACCCAUGAACCCAAAUACUGAUGACCUAUUCAAAGCAGUUGGUGACGGAAUUGUGCUCUGCAAAAUGAUCAACCUUUCUGUUCAUACAAUUGACCAGAGAGCAAUCAAUAAGAAGAAGCUUACACCCUUCAUCAUUCAGGAAAACUUGAACUUGGCCCUGAACUCUGCUUCUGCCAUUGGGUGUCACGUUGUGAACAUUGGUGCUGAAGAUCUGCGCGCCGGGAAACCUCAUCUGGUCUUGGGACUGCUCUGGCAGAUUAUUAAGAUUGGCCUGUUUGCUGACAUUGAAUUAAGCAGGAAUGAAGCACUGGCGGCUUUGCUUCGAGAUGGUGAGACUCUGGAGGAGCUUAUGAAAUUGUCUCCAGAAGAGCUUCUGCUGAGAUGGGCCAACUUCCAUCUGGAAAACUCGGGCUGGCAAAAGAUCAACAACUUCAGUGCUGACAUCAAGCUCCUUGACUUCAGUAAUUCAGUGAAGGAUUCCAAAGCCUAUUUCCAUCUACUCAAUCAAAUUGCACCGAAAGGACAGAAGGAAGGGGAACCACGGAUAGAUAUUAACAUGUCAGGUUUCAACGAAACAGAUGAUUUAAAGAGAGCCGAAAGUAUGCUUCAGCAAGCAGAUAAAUUAGGCUGCAGACAGUUCGUUACCCCGGCUGAUGUUGUGAGCGGAAACCCCAAACUGAACUUGGCCUUUGUAGCCAACCUCUUUAAUAAAUAUCCAGCACUAACUAAACCUGAGAACCAGGAUAUUGAUUGGACUCUUCUAGAAGGAGAAACUCGUGAAGAAAGAACCUUUCGUAACUGGAUGAACUCUCUUGGUGUGAAUCCCCAUGUCAACCAUCUCUAUGUUGACCUGCAGGAUGCCCUGGUGAUCUUACAGCUGUAUGAGAGAAUUAAAGUUCCCGUGGACUGGAGUAAAGUUAACAAGCCUCCAUACCCAAAGCUGGGCGCCAACAUGAAAAAGUUAGAAAACUGCAACUAUGCAGUUGAAUUAGGGAAGAAUCAAGCUAAAUUCUCCUUGGUUGGCAUUGGAGGACAAGACUUGAAUGAUGGGAACCCAACCUUGACCUUGGCCUUAGUCUGGCAGCUGAUGAGAAGAUAUACCCUUAAUGUUAUGGAAGAUCUUGGAGAGGGUCAGAAAGCGACUGAUGACAUCAUUGUAAACUGGGUCAAUGGAACAUUGAGUGAAGCUGGAAAGUCAACUUCCAUUCAGAGUUUUAAGGACAAGACGAUCAGCUCCAGUUUGGCAGUUGUGGAUUUAAUUGAUGCCAUCCAGCCAGGCUGCAUUAACUAUGACCUUGUGAAGACUGAGAAUCUAACAGAAGAAGACAAGCACAAUAAUGCCAAGUAUGCAGUGUCGAUGGCGAGAAGAAUAGGAGCCAGAGUGUAUGCUCUCCCUGAAGACCUUGUGGAAGUAAAACCGAAGAUGGUCAUGACCGUGUUUGCCUGUUUGAUGGGCAGAGGGAUGAAGAGAGUGUGAAGUAGCUAAUUAGAACAUUCCCAACCUUCCUCGCGGGUGCAUGAUUAGCAAGUCAGCUAGUCUCAGGUGAAGUGCACAUGGCUUCAGAAGUCUUGGUCAUUUAAAGGACUUUUAGUUUUGAUUAGCAAGACUAGUUAAUCAUGACGGCCUUCAGAGAAAGCAUUUUAGUAAACAAGCAGUUCCUCUUUCCUGUAGAGCUGGAUCUGUUCAGCACACCUGAACAAGCUCACAGCCAACCUUUUUGCUCUCUCCUCCUAGAAUGCUGCCCUUGACAUUCCGGCUUGCUUUGUAUUACCUAUGUAUCUUUUCCCUCCUGGGAUAUCCAUCUCUUGAGACUUGCUUAGAUGUGUAGAUAGGAAUAUU